This is a messenger RNA of Dentiscutata erythropus, 753 nucleotides long. Lineage: Eukaryota; Fungi; Glomeromycota; Glomeromycetes; Diversisporales; Gigasporaceae. The record is from the annotation of a GenBank genome assembly.
AUGGUCAUGUGUGGCCCUGCUGUAGUUUAUAAUACAGCGUUGAAUAUAGAAAUAGGCCCUUUGCAGUUAUCCCAAGUAGUGUCUUCUCUGACACCACAAGUAGCAACCCACAUGUCCCCAACAACAGAAAACCCUGUAGAACAAGUUGUUUCCUUGUUACAAGAGAUUGUCUCUGCCGUGGUAAAUGAGACCAAACCAGCCACCACUGUUCAGGUCGGUUUGAGCGUUAAAAAUGAUAAUGACGUAAACAUGAAUAAAAACAAAAGGCUCAAAGAUAAUAAAAAUAGAGUUUCAGGUAAAAAAGUAGGUAUUCGUCAAAAUAAUAAGAAAGAGUAUGAAAAAGAUAUAUCCGGUAAUUGUGAAAUAACGGACGAUCUAGAAGAUCUCCAAGUCGAUAAGAUUAAUAAACGUGGGCAUCAUUAUGAAAACGGAAUAAUGGUCAAAAAAGACGAAGGUUGUGGGCAUUGUGAGAAAAAGGAAAAUGUUCAGAGUGGCUUGAAGGACAUGUUAAACGAAGUAAAUGAAUUCGAACCCGAAAAAGGGCUAAAUAAUGAAAGUGGAAAUCUUGAUGAUAUAUGUGGAGUUUGGAUGUUGAAAGUAGAAAAUGUCAGAAAUGUGAAGUCAGUAGAAGAACAUGGUCUAAACAACAAUGAUCUCCAAGAAAUGUGCAGUGCCUGGAUGGAUAAGGAAAUUGAUGAUAACCCACCUUGCAGCAAUAAAAUGAUAGUAGGUAUGAAGGUUAAUGAAACUUGA